Adineta steineri is the source of this 1647-nucleotide messenger RNA. Lineage: Eukaryota; Metazoa; Rotifera; Eurotatoria; Adinetida; Adinetidae. The record is from the annotation of a GenBank genome assembly.
AUGUAUACAAGUAUGAAAUUCGUUAUUAUUUAUGAUAUUUUAUUAAUUAAAUGUAUUUCAGCUAGCGGUCGUAUGCAUAUACGACCUGUUUUGUUCGGUGUGAUUCUUGGAGCUUUGAUUGUUGGUAUUGCUCUAGCAGCAGUACUUACCAUGUAUAUCAAAGAUCGAUCCAACCAAGUGACAUCAUUGCACACACUACGACUAGCACAGCAACAACGUCGACGACAACUACAACAACGACAACAACAACGACCAGCACAACAACUACGACGACGACAACUACAAGCACAUCAACAACGACAAGCACAUCGACAACGACAAGCACAACAACAACAUCUACUACAAUUGAUUUCUAUUUUUCCGUAUAUAAUAGCUACGACAUCUGCCGUACCACUCUCGUAUAUAUUCUGGUCGUUUGAUUCCAAUUUCGAUGAUCUGUAUAAUGUAUACAAUGGUAUCGGUAUGAACGGUGCCAGCUUUGUUUCACCUGGCUACACUGGUUAUGGAUCGGCAUUAUUUCUCAAUGGAACAAACUCUGAAUAUGUUCUCGUAUCAAAUUAUAAAGAUAUGACAAAUACAAGUUUAACUUGGGAAACAUGGUCUUAUCCAAUCAAUUUAGAUAAUUACGAUAAUUUAAUGUUGGGUAUGUGUCAAACAACCAGUACGAGUAUGUGCAUGUACUUAAUGAUACGACAAAAUCGAACUUAUUUUGCAUUUUUUAAUAAUGAUUGUGUCGGUUCAACAAUCGUCUCGAUUAAUCGUUGGUAUCAUUUUGCAUUUGUCUAUGAUUAUAUGGCUCUAACACAAUAUAUUUAUGUGAAUGGAAUUCUCGAAUGUACACAUAAUACAUCAAGUCCAUUUCAAGCAACAAGCGGAGCGAUAACUAUUGGAGCAAUUAAUAAUACAGGUACUGCCACACCGGCUGCAUUUUGGACAGGCUAUAUCGAUCAAAUGGAAUAUGUAUCACGAGCUAAGACUGCAUUAGAAAUUUUAACAGAUGCAACUCUCGCAGCUUAUUAUUCAUUCGAUGAUGGUUCAUACUAUGAUUUGGGUCCUCUCAAAAUUAAUGGAACAGGCGUUGGUAUAAGCUCUACAGCGGGCUAUGUCAAUCAAUCCAUUUUGUUCAAUGUUUCUGGUGCAUAUUUUCAAGCAGGUGCAUUUACUUCAUUGGGUGUAUCCGGUCAAUCUUAUUCAAUAUCACUUUGGGUAAACAAAGCAUUAUCUAGUAGUGGAGGUGGAACUCUAGUACAUGUAUCAGGAAGUUCAAAUGGAACAUUAUGGUGUAUAUCUAUGUUGGGUUUAUCUUCAUCCGAUGAAAUUAUUGGACAAAGUUGGAAUUUAUCUAUAGUAGCUAUUCAAGGACCUAUUCUUCAGUUAGGUGUAUGGACUCAUAUCGUUACAUCAUACAGUAUGGAUAAUGGUGUUCGUCUUUGGGUUAAUGGAACUUUAAUUGGUUCAUCGAUUCCAUUUACUUAUUCUGCAUCAAGUUUACCUGAUUGGAUUACAGUAGGAACAACAUUUUCAGCUGCACUGCCGUGUGCCCAUGGCAAUGUCGCCGUCGGACAAUUCUAUGGAAUGAUAGAUGAAUUAAGAAUUUACUCACGAGAAUUAACAUCCAGCGACGUUUAUGCACUGGCUAAUCCGUAA